UUUGAGACGCGAGGGGGCGAGGCUGAUCGGAGGCGGCGCCUAAAGCACAGCCAGAACGAGGCUCUGCGUGCCUUGUUUUCGUGGCUUCGCGUCUGGCCAUGCCGAACCGUAAGGGCUCCCGCAACGCCUACUACUUCUUCGCGCUACACCGCCUGCCCGAGCUGCGGCGGCGCGGCCUGCCCGUCGCGCGCGUGGCUGACGCCAUCCCCUACUGCUCCCAGGAUUGGGCGCUGCUGACUGAAGAUGAAAAGGAGAAAUAUGCGGAAAUGGCUCGUCAGUGGAAAUCGGCAAAAUCCACUGAUGCAUCAGUAAAACAGCUGUCCAGUCAGACUUCUCCGAUUCCUGCACACCUGCCCAUCCGAAUACAGAAAAGCCCAACUCUUCCAAAUGCCACUAAUCUUCCGGGGAGGAAUGAUCAAGCUGUGCUUGGGAACAGUUUUUAUUUCCUGAACAUUCUCAGCCAUGGAGAACUGCCCUCUCACUGUGAGCAGCGCUUCCUCCCUUGUGAGAUUGGUUGCGUCAGAUACUCGCUGCAGGAUGGUAUAAUUGCUGACUUCCAUUGCUUCGUAGAGUCUGAAGAGGUACCAUGUGGCUUUCGGUAUCACUGCCAGGCUGCAAGUGAUGCCACUCAUAAAAUUCCUGUUUCUGGCUUUGAACUCUCAAAUGCUGCUUAUCCUCUUGUAUUGCAUGAACUCUACAAAUUUGUCCAGCCAAACAGGGGUAGCUGGCCACCAGUGUUUUGUAAGUCUAAUGAUUGGCACAGAGUUAACUGGUGUCUGAAGCACAUGGCUAAGAAAAUAGGCAUUGAGAACAAGUUUGAGCUCCGGAAUGUGGAAGAUCUGGUAGUGGAAUUGUACCAGCAGAAACUUCAAAAGGAGCCCUCGAAGACCUGGGUUCGCAGCCAACUGGAUGUCUCCAUUUGGGAUUACUCCAGUAACACCAGGUGCAAGUGGCAUGAGGAAAAUGAUAUCCUAAUCUGUGCUUUAGCAUCCUGCAAGAAAAUUACCUAUUGUAUUAGUAGUUCUCUGGCCAGUGUGUAUGGAAUCUCACUGACCGAAGCUCACCUACCUCUGCAAGACUGUAUAUCUAGCAAUAACCCAAGUCCAAAGGUGGCAAUACUGGAUGCUGGACGUUUCCAGAAACUGAGGGCUCAAGAUCCUUGGUCUACCAGAUAUUUUACUUCUCCAGUUCAGGAUCAAGGAUCUUUCUCUUCUGGUGACUCCCCCUCUGGAGUGAAGAUGCCAUGUGGAAAAAGCACUGUGAAAGGAAGAGGAGUUGUUCGCUUUCUGGAAAACUUCUCCAAUGUACCCAAGUCUUCCAGCAGCUGAAAGCCCACCCUACUUCCUAACCUCAUUCAGGAUAGCUCCGUGUUCUGUUGUCGUCUUGCUAGAAUAGUAGUGUGGGAUAGUGCUUGAGAGAAGUUGCUUUGUUAAUUCUUAUGUGAAAUCCUAACAUCUCAACCUCUUGUUUUCUUGACUAAAGGCAUCACUUCAGCUUUAGUUUCAUUGUCAGUAGAAGCACAGAUACAGAAAGUGGUGGUGGUAAUAAUAGUCAGUGGCUAUGUGUGUUUAGAUUUUUCUGAUGGUUUAAUAUAGUAGCAAACAAGUUGGUUGAAUAGCUUUUAUUUAUACAUUUACCUCUGUUCUUCCUUUCAUUAUUGUGUCCUAUCCUGUCCAUCCAUCCAUUUUCUUCUACAGACACUCCCUCUGUUCUUGAACAUUAAGAUUAGAAAAUCAAUCAGCAACUACUGACUGAAAGACAGUCCUGUCUCCAUAAAGUCAAAAUAAUUCCCAGUGGAUGGGUAAAGGGCAAUGUGGGAAGUAUUCCUGAGGGAAUGCUGCUAUAAAUUCAGGCUGUCCCUUGCCCACAG
Messenger RNA from Gavialis gangeticus (Gharial), 1870 nucleotides. It is a transcript of the gene MAEL, whose product is annotated as maelstrom spermatogenic transposon silencer. The record is from RefSeq and is a predicted model, not a curated record. Gene Ontology annotation, molecular function: sequence-specific DNA binding. The coding region runs from base 99 to 1328 and encodes 409 amino acids. Lineage: Eukaryota; Metazoa; Chordata; Crocodylia; Gavialidae. Gene Ontology annotation, cellular component: P granule; nucleus. Gene Ontology annotation, biological process: male meiotic nuclear division; negative regulation of DNA-templated transcription; spermatogenesis. The transcript has 12 exons.